AAAAAGCACGUGCAGGAAUUUAUGAAUGGUGUAGAUAGUCUUGGAAUUAAAUUUAAUAUGCGAUUAUGUAGAUUUAACUAGUUAUGAAUAAUGGACUUUGUUGAGAUAAUGAUCGCUGCGUGAUUUGGAAUAUAAGCCUGGAGAUCUUUCAGAGUUUGACGUGAUAUGCUGCACGGAAACAUGGUGAGAUGAUAAUAAUAUUCCUGAGUUGUUACAUCUCGUUUAGAAGAGACAGACAAGUGGACAGGCACGGUGGAAUUCUAGUAAAUUAUGGGGCUGUUCGAAACAAAUCAUCCUUUCAAAGGCCAGGUGUUCAAGGAUAUUAGAAGCAAAUGUAUAAAAGCCGGCUCCCUUUUCAAAGACCCUACAUUUCCGCCCACUGGCUCCUCGAUUUACUACAGUAAAUCAUGUCCGGCUGAUAUUGUUUGGAAAAGACCAGGGGACCUUGUAUCCAAUCCAAAGUUUUUCGAAGCCGGAGUCAGUGCUGACGACUUUUCCCAGGGGUCGCUUGGCAACUGCUGGUUCGUGGCCGCGUGUGCUUGUUUGGCUGAGGACUCCAAACUCUGGAGAAAGAUAAUUCCUGACUCUGAAGACCAAGAAUGGGGCGAGAAGAAUAAGUACGCCGGCAUAUUUCACUUCAAAUUCUGGCGAUGUGGUACCUGGGUGGAUGUUGUCAUAGAUGACUACCUGCCUACUAGGGGCGGGAGGCUUAUCUUUGUACAUUCCAAUACUAGGAAUGAGUUCUGGUCAGCUCUCUUGGAAAAGGCUUACGCUAAGCUUGCCGGAGACUAUGAAUCUCUCGUGGCUGGUAAUGCGAAGGAUGCCCUUGUUGACAUGACAGGAGGGGUCGGAGAACGAAUAGACCUUCACGAUUAUACCACGGCAGAACAAAGAAAAGACCUCUUCAGAAUUCUCAAACAUUCGAAAGAAAACCACUCCCUAAUGAGUGCUUCUAUUGCAGCAACAGCUAAUGACAUGGAAGCAGAAUUAGCCUGUGGGCUGGUGAAAGGCCACGCCUACAGUGUUACGGCGGUGAAGAAGAUCAAACUUGGCACGGGGUUGUUUUCAGUAUUUGCAAGAGACCACCUACAGAUGGUCCGCUGUAGAAACCCCUGGGGCGGAACGGAGUGGAAGGGAGCCUGGAGCGAUGGUUCUGCUGAAUGGAAGAAAGUCAGCGAUAGCCAGAAGAAAGAGCUUGGUCUAACGUUUGACGACAACGGAGAAUUUUGGAUGUCGUACGAAGACUUUUGCCAGUACUUCACCAGCAUGGACGUAUGCCACAUGAUCAACCGGUCAUUCUUCUCCAUACAGAAGACGUGGCGGGAGGACAAGUUCAGAGGACAGUGGCGUCUACCUGACCGCUGCGGGGGAUGCGGCAACCAUUCCACUUUUCUCCAAAACCCGCAAUACAUCUUUGACAUCACCAGUGACGAAGAUGAACUUAUGAUUUCCCUGGAACAGAAGGACAAACGUGUAGACAAGGGAAAAGAUAACUACACAAUAGGAUUUUCUGUGUACAAGUCUGAUGUAAAUCGGAAGUACCGAAUGCACGACAGAUUGGAACGAGUAUCAUCCGGGCCUUUCGUCCUAUCCCGUAGUGUAUUCAGUCGAGUUAAAUUCACUAGAGGGCGCUACUGUAUCGUUCCUUCAACCUUUGAUCCAGGCAAAUGUGGAGAAUAUGUGUUGAGGAUGUACGCAAGCAACCAAUUAAAUCUCACCGAGUUGUUACACGACGAGCCGAUGCCUGGCAAGUGUUGCUGCUUCACAAGAAAGAGGUCGCAAAUAGCUGCCACUCAGAUCACCCUGGUUAAGGCAGAAGGUCUCGAACCGCAAGACGCAGGGAAAACUGCAGACCCAUACUGUAUCGUAAAAUACGAAGGUGGCUCGAUAGAAAACAACUACAAGGAGGACACGCUGAACCCGGAAUGGAAUGACCGGGUCACGCUGUACCGUAAAGACCCGUACAAAGACGUCAUCAUAGAGGUUUGGAACCAUAACAUUAUCAAAGACCAGUUGAUGGGUAUUUGCACGUUACCUAUGGAGAAACCCCACCAGUACACUGGUGGAAAUGUCAUCAAGGGGUACAACCUGUUUACGAAAGGGAAAGAAGGACCCGUGCAAAAACCUGGCAGACUCUGGCUCAAAGUGUACCAUACUGAUAACAUGGCUGUGGUGUAGAAGUCAAAUAACAUUAGUAGCAAAUAAUUAGGGAAAUAUACUCGUCUUUGUGUCAUAUAAACUGUAUCUUAUUCUUAGCGGUUAACAUUGAACCAUUCAUAUCUCCAAGCAUAAAACAAUUAGAUUGGAUAUGCGUUGAUGCCUUACCUAUAACUUGAUACUGAUCAAUUUAAAUAGUUUACUUAUUUUUUGGUAAAUAAUAAUGCGCUUAAGUAUGAUAAAACACUAAGAGUGACAUUAACUUUCAUUUAUUUGCAUAAUUAAAUGUGUUGUAUCAGCAACAUACAUGUACAUCAUAUGGGAUUGUGCAAGUGUAAUGUUUUUCCUCAUCGGGGUCGGGAGAAAUAUGACAGGCCGGGCGAGACUUCCAUCCAGGAAAUAGUUUUUGCCCUGAAAAAUUUCAAAAGAUAUUUUACGAUGCAGAGAACGUCCACAGCACGAGGUUUUUUAAUAUUUCCUUGUCCUUGUGUGUCAUGUCCAGACCAACUGUAUUUGUCCGCCACCCAACCGCCGUUAGGCCAAAACCUUGGUGUGCAUAAUUGAAAUGUCUCUUUGAUGGUGCUUGAACUUUUGUGUUCUGCUUCUGUUUGGUUUUUAUACGUUUUGUUGAAGAUUCUAUGAAAAUAGUAUAUUUUUGGAUAAGAAUAUAUCGAGUUAUAAGCGAUGAUAAGACGUGCAUUUAUAUUUUUUGAAAUAUUUAGAGAAAGUAUUUAAUUGGGAUCUUCAUGUAUUUUUGUACCUCCUUACUCAUAUGAAUGUUAGCAAAUAUCAUGUAUUCAUCAAUUUCAAACAGCUAGCUUGCUUUUAAUAAACCAUUAGAUUAGAUGUGUAGGAUGCAAUAAACCUGAUUCAUUUAAAAAGAAAUAGUGAUUUCCUGUUUAACACUUGCUAUUCAUGCAAAGAAUAGUUUGAUAUUGUUCAAAUAAACAUUGUCAUCAGUAAAAAUCAUUAGCGUUCUUACAUAUUUGUAAUUCCCUCCAAAUUUGUAUAUUUCCCUUUCCCCAUAUUUAAGUUUUUCCAACACAGAGUUUGAUAUUAUUAAUUUAUUGCAUUUGUGUCGUCAAAAUGUCUUAACAUAAUUAUUUGAUUUUUGUAUUUUAAGUUCUCGCUUAAGGAUCUGCGCUAUUUCCUAGUGAUAUCAAUGUUAUUUCCAUAUUAAUAAUUGUAAUGAAUUCCUGCGUUAUAAAACCAUUUAUUAUACAAGCACAUGAUUUUAAUGAAUAUAGUACUUUCAUAACAUUAAUCAUUUUACAAUAAAAUGAUCCUCACAUUACUAGUCUUCUGUUUGUCUGUGAUAAACAUUUCAAGUGCGUUUGUUAAGUGCCAAAUCAUCUUUAUUUAUUGAAGCCAUCCGAUAUCAAAUCUAUACCGUGUUAUUUUAUAAAAUCUCGGAUAAUUACGAAAAUAACAUGUCUGUUAACCCUAUAUUUAUCGUAAGUAGUACCUUGGCUUAAGACAAUGUUUGUUCAUCACAAAUAUGUAAGCUAUAAGAUGAAAUACAACUUCAAUACUACGUUAUAAACUUGAAUUGGAAUCGAACAUGAACAUACUUCUCAAACGUUGAUGCUAAAAGCUAGUUUACACACAGGCAUUUGAUAGGUAUGAACUCUUAAUUUGGUGGCAUAUGACCUGUAAAACAUAUAGUGACAUAUAACCUUAAAUUAACUAUGUAUUUCUGCAGUUUUCUGACAUUUUCAAACUGUCAUAAUGCAUAGUUAUUUUAUGCUAGAUAGUUUACAGUUAUGUUUCUGACCGUAUUAGGCCUUUGAUAAAUCUAAUAAAAAAUAAAUUAAUUAAUGCCACUAAAUGUUUUAAAGGUCAAAUGAAACCAAGGCAAAAGUUCAUUCCUAUCAAAUGAUUGUGUUCUGUACUUGCUCAUGGCGUUACUCGUGAAACCCAUUCAGAUAAAUCCGACGUUCUAAUACUUUGUGUCGGUGACUUAAAAUGACAUUAUGAUAUUACCUUUUCUGUAAGGAUUGUCUUUGAUUAUUGUUGUUAACAUGUUUUGAUCAACAUUUGUUUUGUUUCUCAUUUUAUCUCUUGUUCUGUGAUCUUUGUGUUAGGUUUUUGUUCUGCUCAUCAAUGAUCAUGAUUUUCAAAUUUUGUUGUCAUAAAAAGUGAAAUGCAUUUUUGUACUUAUAUAUGUGAUUGGGUAAGUCAAGCUAUUGCAAUUAUUUAAACCUUGUAUCUAUGCUAAUAAAUUAAAGCUGCUUC
Mya arenaria is the source of this 4392-nucleotide messenger RNA. Its product is annotated as calpain-5-like. NCBI's taxonomy places the organism in Eukaryota, Metazoa, Mollusca, Bivalvia, Myida, Myidae. Bases 271 to 2178 code for a protein of 635 amino acids. Gene Ontology annotation, cellular component: cytoplasm. Gene Ontology annotation, biological process: proteolysis. Gene Ontology annotation, molecular function: calcium-dependent cysteine-type endopeptidase activity. The record is from RefSeq and is a predicted model, not a curated record. The transcript is spliced from 14 exons.